Molecule: messenger RNA, 5576 nt
Organism: Bombina bombina (fire-bellied toad)
Lineage: Eukaryota; Metazoa; Chordata; Amphibia; Anura; Bombinatoridae
Gene: MYBPC2
Product: myosin binding protein C2
Exons: 30
Coding region: 119-3553 (1144 amino acids)
Molecular function (GO): protein binding
Source: RefSeq, a predicted model, not a curated record
GGUCAGGUGACAUUUCUCAUCGUCUCCCAAGAGAGGAGAGACUGUCUUUAAAGAGACAAGAAGGUCUCUUAAGAGUGAGUUUGUGUCUGGACCCAGGAAGAGGUGGACACGGACAAUCAUGCCUGAGCCUCCGAAAGCGGCAGCUAAAAAGGGAGUGGCAGCUCCAAAGGCAGCUGCUAAAGCGCCUGCAAAAGAAGCUCCGCCCCCAGCUGAGGCCCCACCAGAAAUCCUCGAUGGAGAAUUGCCACCAGAUGAUACUAAUCCUGAAGAGCGCACUCCAGAGCUAAUUGGGCUCUUUAUUGUUAAACCUGAAAAUGUGACUGUGGAAACUGGGAAAGAUAUUUUGAUAAAUGCUUCUGUAGAUGCCAGUCAGCUCACUGUGAAACCUGGAAUAAAAUGGUUUAAAGGCAAAUGGCUAGAGCUAGGAAGCAAAAGUGGAGCUCGAUUCCAGUUCAAAGAAACCUUUGACAAAGAGAAAAAGGUAUACGAGUAUGAAUUGAGGAUUUUAAAAGCAACCAUAGCAGAUAUCGGUGGCUACAGGUGUGAAGUCGUUUCCAAAGACAAGUGUGACAGUUGCUCCUUUAACAUUGAUGUGGAAGCUGCAAGAGAGGAAGGAAAUAUAUUACAAGCUUUCAAACGAACGGGUGAUGCAAAAAGUGAUACAGCAGGGGAGCUUGACUUCAGUGCCUUGCUCAAGAAAAGAGUGGAGGACAAGAAAGCGGAAGAGAAAAAGAAAAAAGAUGAUGAUGAAAUGGGUGGAAUUAGCCCAGAAGUGUGGGAGAUCCUAAAGAAUGCAAAGCCAAGUGAAUACGAAAAAAUUGCUUUUCAGUACGGUGUCACCGAUCUUCGUGGCAUGCUGAAACGUCUGAAGAAGGCCAGGGUGGAAAUCAAAAAGAGUGACGCCUUUUCAAAAAGAUUAGAGUCUUGCUACUCAGUUGACAAAGGCCAUAAGAUCAAGAUGCACGUGGAACUCACUAACCCAGAUGUGCAAGUAAAAUGGAUGAAGAAUGGUCAGUUAAUCCGCCCUAGUGCCAAAUACGUGUUUGAGAAUGUUGGCUUAAAACGGGUCCUAACGAUCAAUAAAUGUAACUUGGCUGAUGAUGCCACUUAUGAGUGUGUCAUUGCUGAUGAGAGGUGUCAUGCAGAACUCUUCGUCAAAGAGCCUCCUGUUGUGAUUAAUAAACCCCUGGAAGAUCAUCAAGUAUAUGUGGGAGACAAGGUAGAGUUGGAGGUGGAGGUAUCAGAAGAGGGAGCACACGUUAUCUGGAUGAAAGAUGGAGUUGAACUGACUCGUGAGGAAACAUUUAAGUAUCGUUUCAAGAAAGAUGGAAAAAAACACAUAUUGAUCAUAAAUGAAGCCACUAAAGAGGACACUGGACGAUAUAAAGUGAUGACCAAUGGUGGACAAUGUGAGGCUGAUCUUGAAGUGGAAGAAAAGCAACUAGAGGUGUUACAGGGAAUUGCCGAUUUGACUGUGAAAGCAGCUGAGCAGGCCGUCUUUAAAUGUGAAGUGUCUGAUGAAAAGGUGACUGGCAAAUGGUUAAAGAAUGGAGUGGAAAUGAAACCAAGCAAACGUAUCACCAUGACACACAAGGGCAGAAUUCACAAAUUAAUAAUAGAUGAUGUUAGACCAGAAGAUGAGGCUGAUUACACGUUCGUCCCUGAUGGAUAUGCUUUGAGUCUGUCAGCCAAACUCAACUUCCUAGAGAUCAAGAUUGACUAUGUGCCCCGUCAAGAACCCCCCAAAAUUCACCUUGAUUGUUCUGGAAAAGAGCACACAAACACUAUUGUGGUUGUGGCGGGUAACAAAUUACGAUUUGAUGCCCCAAUCAGCGGAGAACCUGCUCCAACAGUUACUUGGUUCAAAGGAGAUACGCAAUUCUCUGAUACUGAAGGACGAGUUCGAAUUGAAUUGAGAAAGGAACUUAGCAGCUUUGUUAUUGAAGGAGCCGAGAGAGCAGAUGAAGGACAUUAUGAAAUUGUUGUAACUAACCCAGUUGGAGAGGACAAGGCCACUCUUAUUAUCAAAGUUGUAGAUGUUCCUGAUCCUCCAGAGAAUGUACGAAUCACAUGUGUUGGUGAAGACUGGGCAGACGUUAUUUGGGAGCACCCAAUUUAUGAUGGUGGACAGCCAGUCACAGGAUAUCUCAUAGAAAGAAAAAAGAAGGGUAGCCAAAGGUGGAUGAAGAUGAAUUUUGAAGUUUUUACAGAGACUGCAUACCAGUCAACCAAGAUGAUUGAGGGUGUCAUGUAUGAGAUUAGAGUAUUUGCUGUAAAUUCCAUUGGAAUUUCUCAACAAGCCAAUACUUCCAAACCUUUCAUGCCAAUUGCUCCCACUAGUGAGCCUUUGCACCUGACUGUAGAGGAUGUGACUGACACUACCUGCACCCUGAAGUGGAGACCACCAGAUCGUAUUGGAGCUGGGGGCAUUGAUGGAUAUCUAAUAGAGUACACCAAAGAGGGCUCUGAUGAAUGGAUUGAAGCCAACAAGGAACUGGUAGAAAGAUGUGGUUACACUGUAAAGGACCUUCCUACUGGAGAAAAGAUCUCCUUCAGGAUUCGUGCUGUGAAUAUUGCUGGGAAGAGUGAGCCAGCUAUCAUGGGUCAGCCAGUAACUAUCCGGGAAAUAGUGCAGCAGCCCAAGAUUCGCUUACCUCGGCAGCUACGGCAAACCUUCAUUAAAAAAGUAGGGGAGCAGGUGAACCUAGUUAUCCCCUUCCAGGGAAAACCAAGACCAAAGGUCACAUGGACAAAGGAGGGAAAGCCACUUGACCCCAAGCAAGUUAGUAUCAGAACUUCAGAGGUGGACACAAUCCUCUUCAUAAGGUCUGCAGAGAGAGGCCACUCAGGAAAGUACGAGCUCUCUGUUGAGAUUGAAAAUAUGAAGGAUGUAGCAACAAUAAACAUUCGCAUUGUAGAAAAACCAGGUCCCGCUCACCUUGUGACCGUGAAAGAGGUUUGGGGCUUUAAUGCACUGUUGGAAUGGCAGCCACCUAAAGACAAUGGCAACACUGAUAUCACUGGCUACACAAUCCAAAAAGCAGACAAGAAGACAAUGGAAUGGUUCACAGUUUAUGAACAUAAUCGUCUCACACGCUGCACUAUCUCUGACCUUAUCAUGGGUAAUGAAUACUACUUCAGAGUUUAUAGUGAGAACAUCUGUGGCCUCAGUGAGACUCCUGGUGUAUCCAAGAACACAGCCUAUAUUCAGAAAACAGGCUUAGUAUAUAAACCUUUUGAUUACAAAGAACUUGACACAAGCGAGGCUCCCAAAUUCCUCACUCCUCUAGUAGACCGUACUGUUGUUGCUGGAUACAGUACUGCCUUGAAUUGUGCUGUGAGAGGCCAUCCAAAGCCUAAAGUUAUCUGGUUGAAAAAUAAAAUGGAGAUUAGAGAUGAUCCUAAAUUCCUAAUGAAGCAUAACCAAGGGGUCCUCACUCUGAAUAUACGCAAACCUAGUCCUUUUGAUGCUGGUACCUACACUUGCAAGGCCAUUAAUGAUUUAGGAGAAGCUGAGGUAGACUGCAGAUUGGAUGUCAGAGUUCCUGUGUAAUCACAUUUGACUUCACUUGGAUAAAAAAGGUGACAGAUUUGGAUGAGUUCUGCAAUGGCUGUUAUCACCAUAGCUACAAAGAAAACAAUGAGAAGUCAUCUUCCAGUUUAUUAUGUUACUUCAUCUGUGCUUGUUUUGUUGAUCUUUAAUUUUGUGUCAAUUUGGCCCGUGCGCACAAACACUUUUUUUGUGAUGUAAGACAAACUAAUGUGAAAAUGAGCUGCUAGCCGUUUUUUUAUUGUCCCCUUAUCCCAUGUCACAGUGUGGCUAAGUACCUUUGUGCAGUUUCUCCUCAUAUUUGAAUGUUUAUUCAGUCUUCUUGGAUAUAGCUGAUAAGAUAAUAAACUCAGCUAAUAUGUUUUAUGCAUUAAAAGUCCUAUUGGCUGGAUGAAUUUAUUUUUAUUUGAGAAAAACAUCUACAAACACCUACUGAUAUUUUUUUAUAAAUAGCAUAAAAUUCCACCAAACUGCAGUUUCCACAUCUAUAUUUAAUCAGCUAUUUUUUCAGCUUUGCUUUUACAGUUGUACGUAGUUGUCAGCAUAAAGAGGUUUUAAGUGUCUAUAAAGUACAUCUCCUUAUCUCCAUGAUUGUACUAGAGAGUUCUGCAGGUUAUAGGUUAUAGUGUGACUGAUAAGUGAUUUUUCUAGUCUAAUAACUUGAUACACCCAGUGCAAACUAUUCAAAUAGAUUUUGCUGGCUUUUCUUGUUGGUACGGCCGAUACAUGUAUAGUCGUAUUUAAGAUGGAUAUGUUAUACCAGUUCUAGAAGCUACACUUGGGAUCUAAAGGAAAACAUAAGUUGUAUUCAGAGCCAUUAACACUAGAUAUUAAAUACAUAGUGCCACACUAUGGUUACAUAUAUCGUAUAUUAACCUAUCUCUCCAUUUUCCUACCUUAGACCCAUCUUCUUUUCUCACCAGUUACCCUUGUAAUCCCUUUAGUAUGUAAGUUUGCAAGCCAACUUGUCCUGUAACCAUCAAGGUGAGCAAAAUCAGAUGGCAACUAACGGGCAGUGCCCUCUACCCACUCAUCAUUAUUUAGUUGUCUUUUUGUAAAUGGUAUAAUGCACCUGCUUCUGAAAGUAUUGGCACUCUACCAAGAAAUAAUGAUAUUAAUAAAUAAAUAAACAAUAAUAGGGUCACAGUAAAACAGUACUUAUUUGUAAAUAUUUUCCAAAGAGCACAAAGCUAUGCAUUUUCUUCUUAUUACUCAUGUCCUGCUUGCAAUAUUAUUAAUAGGCCAUGUACUGAAUGUAUCCUUAUACCAAGUCAUAAGCAGCUGUAGACAUGAUAUAGAGGUCCAUUUAAAGCAAGGGGAAUCAUUUCUAAUAGAAGCUUUGUGAGUUUGUUCAGGAAGUUAAUGUGGAUAUGGAGAUUUUUUUUAAUUGCGGACAUACACAUUGGAUCUGGUAAACACUCAUUAUAUUGGUAUAUAGAGUUACCAGGUAUCCAGGAUUAGCCAGGCAGACCAGUAAAAUAUAUGGAAGCAUACCAGAUGACAUCCAGCCUGAACCCUGAUUCUGGCAUAUUGCUAUAGAGUUGUAGGCCUGAUCUGAGGGCUGAUAUGGGGAUACAGCCAAAAAGAGCUGUAGAGAAUCAAAUCAAAUCUGAGGUCUGAUUACGACCCCACCAACAUCUUUCUCCAGGUCAUACACUAGUAGUCCAAUAUUUAUGUAGAGGACAGCUGGCAACGCUAUUGUCGCUAUGCCAUAAUAAUAUUCCCAGCAGAACUCUGUGUAGCAUUCACAGAUGCCCUAUACAAUAGUCAUCUAAUGAAAACCGGUAGCCUUGUAUAGCUUGGUGAUGAAACAUGCUUACAUCACAUGGCUCCUAAUUUCAGCUUUUCGAGACACCCUUUAGAUUGUUACACACUGCAGUACUCAUCCUGGAGAUCAGAGCAAUUGGCCCUAUUCACUGCAGAUACAGUUUAUUAAUCUUUCUCUUUAGUGCCAUGUUACUCAUGUAUACUGUAUGCUGUAGUGUUAUCAACAUUAUGUCUGUCAAUAAAAGCUCAUACAGACGUU